CGGAGUGAUGACAUGACUGGAGUCAAACUUGAUACUGAGAAUGUGAAAAAAAUUAACGAACGAAUAUUACUGUUUUAAAAUCUACAUAAUAAUUUGUAAAAAUAAAUAUAAUGUACAUUGUUUGUUUAGUGGUUCCUUGAGGGAGAUGCUGUGUGCUGUAGGGAGCUGGGGAAACAUGGGGAAAUGGAAUUUGGGAGUAGUUGUGCCUACACUAGGACAGAGCGCGGUAGAAGCGGUGGGAACCAGAGAAACAAGUGAGCGAGAGAACAGAGGAGCUGAACUGAUUUGACAAAAGAACCAGAAAAGAACGACCGGUGUGGUGUUCUGGACUUCGAAGUAGCUGGUGACAUAGUUCAAUUUGGUUCUCUUGCUCGAGUGAUUGGAAUUAAGGUGAAGCUGUAAUCCCCUACUAACUGACAGAAUAAUCUGUUGAGAGUUCAUUGGCAAAAAAGAAACUGUAACGCACUGAAGGUGAUCCAUGCAUCCUUAAAAUAAACACAUUUUUUGGUGCAGAAAACUUGUGCAUAGUGUUAUAAAAUAAUAUUUCGAAGUAAAGUAUCUGCCUCCUUUACCAACUGUUUAAUCAUGUUUUAAGAAUAUUGUACAAGCUUUUUUUAGAAAGCUCGAAGGAGCCCUUGGAACCAGACCCGGCACUGCGCAGGUGUUUGUUGAAAGAAAGGAAAAGGGAACUAAACUAAUUUGCAAUCUUAGUACUUACGGAGCAUUCUACUUCCCUUCAUUUCUACACUAAUGGGGAAGGUGUUAUCAGUUGUCCAGAGAAGGGCGAAUCGAUUUAACGUGGAGAAUAGAGCGCAUAAAAUAAUUUCGAAAGAAAAACCUAUGCCGGCACCAAUGCAUCCUUAUGCCAAAGAACAACUGGAGAAAUUAAUGAAAGAACAUCCAGAAAUAAUUGAACAGCACCAGCAGAAAGACCCGAAUUUGCAGAAGUAUUUAAAGCAAGUAUUUGUGACGUCUGAAGAUCCUGUACAGAAUCCGGACACUAUUCAGAAGCACAAGGAGGACCAAUCUCUGUUACCACAAAAUCGUCAACCCCCAAAUGAACCAGAAUUUGGGUUUCAUGAACCUGCAAUGAUUCCCAGGGGUCGUGUAACCUUGCGACAAGCACUUAAGUUUAUUACAGAUCAUCAAACAGAUCCAAGCAAAUGGACUGCAGAAUCAAUAGCUGACAAAUAUAACCUGUCACCACAAAUAACAGGGCACAUCCUCCAGUAUUUUCACACAUUUGAAGUUUAUAUUCCAAAUGUAGAAGACCCUAGCUCAAAAAUAGCUGAACCAUUUAAGAGUAAAGUAUCUAUAGGAGAUGGAAAAUCAUCUUAGUCAUGGAGAAGAGAGUAUUGAAUAGGUUUUUGUUGAGCUUGUGUACAUACUGUUAAUAAAUUGUUAUUUAUAAUCAUUAUCAAUCAUGAAAUAACAGAAACAUAUAGCUAUUUUACUCGUGUAAAUAUUCAUUAAUGAAUUCUUGCUUACUGCCUUAUAUGCUCCUUGAAGAUUGUAUUGUAUAAUUGUAAAAUUGUUUCUGAGUUUAUCUGUAAGAAAAAUGUAUUGAGUUUAAUUCAGUGGUUCCCAAACUUAUAUCCAUAAAUUCUUUUUCACAGCAAAAUCAGGUCAAUAAAUACCAGAAAUAUCAUGAUUCUCUCAUUACUAAUAGUCCGGAGCAGGGGUUCCUAAACAUUUUUUUUUACCACACCACCAUCUGUCAAUACCAAAACAUCUCACACCCCUGUAUCGCAUUUGUACCUGGUAAUGAAUAAAACAAAUGGGUUUUUGAACUCGUGUUAAUUUCUUUUUUCCUUUUUCUUUGUGAGUCAAAUAAAUGCAAUACUAUUUAUUUCUAAUUAAUAUUACAAGAGUAAAUUUAAAUUAAAUGUCAUUAGAAGGAUAAGCUCAAAUUUUUUACCUGAUGGCGUAUCCUUGGUGGAUAUCAGAAAGUGCUUUACACAAAUAAUUUGUAGUGACAAGUUUGCCCUGUUUAUUUGUUUUAUUGACUAGUGCUGAAACUUUCUUGCACAAAUCACUCAAUACUACAUUGCAAAUAACAAACAGGAUGUUUGAUGCUGUCCUUUACCAUGCCAAUACGCCCAUAUUUAAUAUCUUUGUUUUACUAGCAUUUUUUUGCUGAGCUCAAUGACAUGUCCCAAUGCAACUGACGAAAUUCACAUCUUCCAAUUGCGCCCAGUUCAUGGUAAUGUUCAGGUAUACCACAGCUCAACGGGUCCCGUGCCUCCCUUGGAGGGGAACACUUUGGGAAUCAAUGCUCCAGAGGAAUUGAUGAAUUUAGAGUUUAACCAGUGGAAUGAUAGCUCUCAAGAAAUUCAUGUGUCCUAAAUGAACUUGGAAAAUAAUUAAUUGGAUUUGUUGACCACUUGUAAACUCUUUUCCUUCCUACUACAGAUGUGUAGUUUUGAGGAAUGAUCUGUCAGUCUAUUGGGUCAAACACUUUGCAUCUUCUAAUAAGAGAGAAACAUUUGUGGAAUAUAAUGUAUACUACUUUGAUUUUCUGUAAUGUGUAAUUGUCAAGAAAAAACUUUCCUCUACACAUCUUUCCAAUAAUUUUGUUUAUAUAUUUAAGGCUUACACUAGAAAUGUUGGUAAGGAAAGAACUCCUGGACAAAAUAAUCUGAAGAUUACUUCUCCUUUGCUGUUAUGGGUAUGCAUAUUCAGUAACAUUUCUACAGUUAAUUUACCCCCCCC
Molecule: messenger RNA, 2712 nt
Organism: Gryllus bimaculatus (two-spotted cricket)
Lineage: Eukaryota; Metazoa; Arthropoda; Insecta; Orthoptera; Gryllidae
Source: the annotation of a GenBank genome assembly